Messenger RNA from Leptinotarsa decemlineata (Colorado potato beetle), 906 nucleotides. RefSeq names its product juvenile hormone acid O-methyltransferase. NCBI's taxonomy places the organism in Eukaryota, Metazoa, Arthropoda, Insecta, Coleoptera, Chrysomelidae. Gene Ontology annotation, molecular function: S-adenosylmethionine-dependent methyltransferase activity. The record is from RefSeq and is a predicted model, not a curated record.
AUAUAUCUUUGUUUUCAAUACAAAUAAAAUAAGUUAGUUUUACACAACGUUGAAUGAGUGAGUCUUGCUCAAUAUGAAGCUGAUUUAUCCUGAAUUGUUCGCGGCCAACAAUCAAGUUACAACAGUUAUCACAGAAAGAAUAUUAAAAAAAUAUAGUCAUUUGAUAAAAUGGAGAAACGAAGCCACAAUUAUGGAAAUAGGAUAUGCCGACGGAGGUAGUUCUCAGAGAUCAUUUCAUCCUUACUUACCUUCCAACCUGAAAGAAUUCAUAGCUGUGGAUAAAUCCGAUACGAUGUUGGAAUAUGCUAAGCAACACUACAUGAGACCUUCAAUAAAAUUUGAUCAGCUUGAUAUAACGACGAAACAAGUUCCGAGCAAAUAUUUGAAUAGAUUUGACCAUAUUUUUGGGUUCUUACUUAUGGACAUGGUGCAGGAUCCAAAACAAGCUUUUCACAAUAUGUACAGAAUGCUCAAACCAGGAGGCUCUAUAUUCCAAACGUUUUUCGAGUAUACUCCUGUUGAUGAUUCAGUUGAAAAGUUGACAAAAGAUCCAGAAUGGAACAAAUAUGGAGUGGAAAAUUUAUUAUCGCCAUAUUACUACAGUCCCAAUCCCCGACGAGAAUGGGAAAGAGAUUUGGACGAAUCAGACUUUCAAAAUUAUGAUUUAUUCGAAUAUAUCGAUUCUUACGAUUUUCUCGAUGGCAACGAGUUUGACAAUGUAUUUCUAUCGUUUUGUAUGUUUUUACCGAACAUUCCCUAUCACAAACAAGAAAGCUUCAAGAAGGUAUACAGGGCAUUAACAAGAAAGGACAAAACUAUGAGUUUCAGAGUUGUUGAUGGAAAAGAAAUCAUUUCAUUGAAUUACAAAGUAUUCGUUGUUUCGGCAUCUAAAGUUUAACAUUUAUC